Molecule: messenger RNA, 762 nt
Organism: Mya arenaria
Lineage: Eukaryota; Metazoa; Mollusca; Bivalvia; Myida; Myidae
Exons: 5
Coding region: 45-419 (124 amino acids)
Source: RefSeq, a predicted model, not a curated record
GGAAGGUGUAUGAGAUAUUUACAUCCCUCUCAGUUGAUCCUGGGAUGAAAAAAUCUGCUGUGGACCAACUGGCCAUUAUACACCAAGAUCCUUCCUUGCAUGCAGCCUUCAAAAAAGAUGGUGGGGUGGAAAAUACAUCCAGCUCGGUGUGCUCAAAGACAGCGACUCUACUACAGUAUGAAGCUUUCUCAAGAUACAACCUACCAUUCCGGCCCGGCCCACUAUCCACUAUUAGAAAAGUCCACUUAAAAUGCUGCCGGCCGCUGAACCUUAAACUGAUGGGAGUCACAUGGAAUGUAGCAUGGCAUGAGGGAAUAUAUACUUGUCGGGAACCAUGGCCAAUGCUUAGGAUUCGGAUCUGGAAUACAACCUACCAUUCCGGCCCGGCCCACUAUCCACUAUUAGAAAAGUCCACUUAAAAUGCUGCCGGCCGCUGAACCUUAAACUGAUGGGAGUCACAUGGAAUGUAGCAUGGCAUGAGGGAAUAUAUACUUGUCGGGAACCAUGGCCAAUGCUUAGGAUUCGGAUCUGGAGUGGCCAAUGCAGCCAGAGAGUUGGUGACUCAGAGUCAGUCACUAAGGAGUCGAGCCUUAUCGCAGUUAAUGAUGAAAGAACUCACCAGUGCACUUCCAGUUUUGCAGAUAUAAUUUUUAUUGAAUUUCAAACAAGAUUUCAAUGGUAUUUAUUAGAAUGCAUACAUGCGAGUACCGGUAUCAAACAAAUGCAUUUCGAUUCUUGAGAAAUAAAUACUUUUUAUCCUAU